UGCAAAUGAGACAAACCUGUUGAAAAUCUUACUCCCAGUACAUUCGGAAGCUCAGUGCUCAAACUACAGCUGUCGUACAAGAUUCAUCUGCUGACAAUACCUUAAAAGAAAGCUCUACCCAGCAGCACCAUGGUGAACCACCCUGAAUUUGAGAAGGCAGGGAAGCAGGCAGGCCUGCAGGUGUGGAGGAUUGAAAACAUGGAUUUGGUGCCUGUCCCGAAGAAUCUUUACGGUGGCUUCUACACAGGCGACACCUACCUAAUCCUCAAUACCAUAAAGCAAAACUCUGGCAAUCUACAAUAUGACCUUCACUUCUGGAUAGGUGAUGCAUGCUCAAUGGAUGAGAGUGGGGCAGCUGCUAUCUUCACUGUCCAAAUGGAUGAUUUCCUUGGAGGAAAACCCAUCCAGUACAGAGAAGUCCAGGGACAUGAGUCAAAAACCUUUGUAGGCUACUUCAAAUCAGGUCUUAAAUACAUGCAAGGUGGAGUAGCCUCUGGAUUCAAACACGUAGCUACCGGUAAAGUGAAUGUGAAGCGAGUUCUCCAUGUGAGCGGCAGACGUGUAGUCCGGGCCAUUGAGGUACCUGUGAGUUGGGACAGCUUCAACACGGGUGAUUGCUUCAUCCUAGACCUUGGAGAGGAGGUAUACCAGUGGUGUGGCUCCAAGUGUAACCAGUUUGAGAGACUGAAGGCCACCAGCGUUUCCAAAGACAUUCGUGAUAACGAACGUUGCGGGAGAGCUAAACUUACUGUAUGCGAAGAAGGAUCAGAGAAUGAGAAGAUACUAGCGAUUCUUGGACCAAAGCCUGAUCUUCCUGAUGCUCAGGCUGAAGACACCAAGACUGAUGCAUCCAACAGGAAGUCUGCAAGACUGUACAAGGUCUCAGAUGCCAGUGGGAGUAUGUCUGUCACUUUGGUGGCUGAUGAAAACCCCUUCUCUCAGAGUGCACUGGAGUCCACCGACUGCUUUAUCUUGGAUCACGGUUCCAACGGCAAGAUAUUUGUCUGGAAAGGUAAAGAUGCUAAUAAAGAAGAGCGGAGUGCAGGUAUGAAAGCCGCCGAGGACUUCAUCAGUAAGAUGGGCUAUCCCAAACACACUGAGGUCCAGAUCAUCCCUGAGAAUGGAGAGACUCCUCUCUUCAAACAGUUCUUCAAGUUCUGGCGUGAUACAGACCAGACCAAGGGUAUGGGACAAGCCUAUGUGCCCAACAAAAUUGCGAAAAUCAAGAAGGUGCCCUUUGAUGCAUCAUCUUUGCACAAAUCAGAAGCAAUGGCUGCCCAGCAUGGCAUGGUAGAUGACGGAAAGGGGGAGAAAAAGAUCUGGCGCAUUGAGGGAUCAGACAAGGUUCCAGUUGACCCAUCCAUUCAUGGGCAGUUCUUUGGAGGAGACAGUUACAUCAUCCUGUACAGCUACAAGCAUGGAGGACGUCAGGGGCAGAUUAUAUAUAUAUGGCAAGGAGAAGAGUCCAGUCAAGAUGAGAAAGGAGCUUCUGCCAUUCUGGCUGCCCAGCUUGAUACAGAGCUCGGCGGGAGUCCUGUGCAGGUGCGAGUAAUGGAAGGCAAAGAACCUCCUCAUCUCAUGAGUAUCUUUGGCGGGCAACCAAUGGUGGUGCACAAGGGUGGGACUUCACGAGAGGGUGGCCAAUCGAAGGCUUCUGCAACCCGGCUUUUCCAAGUGCGUGCCAAUCCGGCCGGGCACACACGAGCUGUUGAGGUCGAUCCUGUGGCCUCCAACCUCAACUCCAAUGAUGCCUUUGUUUUGGUGACCGCUUCAGGCUCUAAGCUGUGGCUGGGUCAUGGUACAAGUACUGCAGAAAAGAAUGGAGCCAAAAAGCUUGGAAGCAUUUUAGGAGUAAAUCUUUCAGAGAUAUCAGAAGGAGCAGAGGGAGCUGACUUCUGGAGUGCUCUUGGAGGAAAAGCACAGUAUCGCACCUCCGAAAGGCUCAAGACCAAAAUGGACUCCCAUCCUCCUAGGCUUUUUGCAUGCUCCAACAAGACAGGACAAUUCCUUAUUGAAGAGGUGCCAGGCGAGAUGACCCAAGAAGACUUAGCUCCAGAUGAUGUCAUGGUCUUGGACACUUGGGAUCAGGUAAACUUAUGGUGUAUUUGUGACACUUGCAAAAGAAUGCACUCAAGAAAAGAAAAUCUAACACUGUACAUGCUUGAAAUCAUCGUCUCCAAGGUCUUUGUUUGGAUCGGGAAUGAAGCUAAUGAAGAGGAAAAAGGAGAAGCUGUGACUUCAGCUGCCAAAUAUAUCGAGUCAGAUCCUGCCAACAGGGACAAGAGAACUCCCAUUGUUACAGUGAAGCAGGGCUUUGAACCCCCCACCUUCUCAGGGUGGUUCCUGGGUUGGGACCAUGACUUCUGGAGCUCUAAUCCACUGGAACGGGCCAUGGCUGGUUUGAAAGUGUAA
Labeo rohita (rohu) is the source of this 2412-nucleotide messenger RNA. It is a transcript of the gene gsnb, whose product is annotated as gelsolin b. Lineage: Eukaryota; Metazoa; Chordata; Actinopteri; Cypriniformes; Cyprinidae. Gene Ontology annotation, molecular function: actin filament binding; phosphatidylinositol-4,5-bisphosphate binding. Bases 130 to 2412 code for a protein of 760 amino acids. Gene Ontology annotation, biological process: actin filament severing; barbed-end actin filament capping; actin polymerization or depolymerization. The transcript has 15 exons. Gene Ontology annotation, cellular component: cytoplasm; actin cytoskeleton. The record is from RefSeq and is a predicted model, not a curated record.